AACAGAGGUGUCGCUCGAUGAAAGUGCAUAGCUCGCUUAUGGGAGUUGGCGGUUGGUACGAACGCUUGGCGGCCGGUUGGCUCCCGGAUAUGAGGAGUAAGCAGGUCCCCACGUCCACCACCUCGGCCAGGCGGUUCGCGGCCUUAAUUCGUCCGCUCGCGGGCGGAGGCGACAGCAAGCCGUCGGAAGAGGAGGAGGACCGCGGAGGUUCCCCUUUGGGCCCCGGGGGCCCUUUCAGCUGCAGCCAGUGCCGCGGGGCCUACCCCACCAGAGAGCAGCUGGAGAGACACGAGACGCUCCACUCGCCCAACACACAGGUGGAUACCGUCAAAUAUUCAUGCAAAAUCUGCCACAAGAGCUUCGCCAACGUGUAUCGCCUACAGCGGCAUAUGAUUAGCCACGACGAGAGCGCUCUCUUACGCAAAUUCAAGUGCAACGACUGCGAUAAAGCCUUUAAGUUUAAACAUCACUUAAAAGAACAUCUCCGAAUCCACAGCGGUGAGAAACCGUUCGAAUGUGCAAACUGUGGAAAGAAAUUCUCUCACUCGGGCUCAUAUUCCAGCCACAUGACUUCCAAGAAAUGUCUUGUCAUGAACCUCAAAAUGGGCAGAAUAAAGCCCAACAACCCCGCUCUAAACCCUGAACGCAGUCCUUCGCAUCGAAAACGAGCGAAUGCAAUGGUCGCGUCUCAUCUAAACAAUAACAUUGCUCCGAACAGCAACUCUUACUUACCCAUACUUCCUAAAUACAACGAGGCUGCUGCAGCCGCAUUUUUCGCAUCAAUGUCUUCUCCAGACAAUAACUUCCCAAGACCUUCACUUGGACAGCCUGGUAUCAGUCCAUUUUACAUGCCUCCUGGUAUGAAUAUGAGCCCUGCGAGUGGAAUAACUCCUUACAGCUUUCCUGCUCUUAGUCAACUAUUUGAGCAGAUUGCUUCAACACAAUACCAACAAAGAAAACUAGAAGAUGCCUUGAAUCCGAAACAUAUGGGUUCUGCGACUGACCCGGAAGAUUUAAUAGAAGAGGUUACUGAGGAAGACGACAAACGAUCAGAAGGUAGCGCAGAACUCGUAAUGGAUAUAGAAGAGGAUGAAGCUAUGAACAUUAAAAAGGAACAAGAAGAUCGGGAGAACGAUCGAAGAUCGCCAACUCACAAUUAUGAUUCCGUCCCUUCCAAUAACCCUGUGCACCAUAAUAAUCACGGUUUCAACACUAUUUUAGAGUCUGUAAAUGCAUCGGUGGCUAAACACUUCUUUACAACGAAUAUGGAAAAGCUUUCACCAGUAUCUGGAAAUAUAUGCCCCAGUAUAGAAUCACCGCCUGCUCCACAUAUUAAAGAAGAACCUGAUGAUAAUUUUCGGUGUAUAAAGUGCAAUGAACAUUUUAACAACAAAAGUGACCUUUUAGAUCAUGAAAAAUUAGUUUGUGGCAAUAUUUUUAGAAAGCAUGAAGGUUUGGCAGCUCAAGUAGCUGAAACAGCAGCUUUAAAGAGAAUAGAAGCAGAAGCCCGUGCUUCUAUUCAGAGUGGAGUUAGUGCCAGUGAGGAUGAAGAUUUCUCUAGAGAAGAAAGAGAUGAAAAAAGUUCUAUCCACGACAACGAUAGGAAGAUAAGAGUUCGCACAGCAUUGAGUGAGGAACAGCAAGCGGUGUUGAAAGAGCAAUAUGCAGUGAAUCCCCGACCAAAUCGCGAUGAAUUUAAGAAAAUUGCUCAGCAGAUUGGUUUGGACAACAGAGUUGUGCAAGUAUGGUUCCAAAAUAAUAGAGCAAGAGUGCGAAGAAUGACACAAACAUUAGCGUCAUCCGACCAACCUUUAGAUUUAUCCACUAAGAAAACUAACCCAUCUGUGACGUCAAGUCCGACCCCUUCACCACCAUGUAGCAUUUCAGUGACACAUUCCGACUCCGAGGAAGCAGUGAAUCUGAGUCAGAAGUCGUCGCGUAGCACGACACCGCACCACGCUAACUUUAUGCCCGCGUAUCCACAUUCCAACUGCUCGUCAUCUUCUCUAACCGACUUUAGAUUAUCUCCUUCUCCUGGCGAGCCUAUCAAUGGACAUAAAAGGUUACUGACACACAAGAUGUCCAUCAACCCUUUGAUGCCCAUGGACAAGCUCCUACAGUUUAAUGAUAUGGCUCGAUCGCCUUUGCUUAACAUGUCGAUGGCAUCGGAUAUAAACCGGCAGACGACGAGUCCCUCGUACGAGCGUGCCCUGUGGGGGGAAGACAGACAGACACCGAACGAAUACGACGACGAAGCAACAGUACUUAAAAAGAGCAAACUGAAGCCGAGUGCAGAAUUCAAGGAAGGAGAGGGGCAAUUUGUAUGUGACCAGUGCGACAAGACGUUCGUGAAGCAAAGUUCUCUUGCCAGACAUAAAUAUGAACAUUCAGGACAACGGCCAUACAAAUGCGUGGAGUGUCCGAAGGCCUUCAAGCACAAACAUCAUUUAACUGAACACAAAAGGUUACACACGGGAGAAAAGCCGUUCCAAUGCUGCAAAUGCUUUAAGAAAUUCUCCCACUCUGGGUCUUACAGCCAGCACAUGAAUCAUCGUUUUGCUAUAUGUAAACCUUAUAGAGAUUAGAUUAACUUCAUGCCUGAAAAAUAUUUUUCUUACGUUUGAUAUUUGCUGAAGCUGCUGAACGGCAUUAGUUAUAUAGUAUAUCAAACAACUUAAACUUGUUUUCGGAAAACUCUUUCGGGCAGGUUCCUUCUACGCAUUAUUAACAAACUAAGAGUUAAAACUUUAACAGUUGAACUCUAAACAGAGAUGUUCUCUGACUGUCCCGGAAGAUUAAAAAAAUGUGUUAACACUCCCUAGCUUCUAGUAAUACAGAUGUAUUUCCAGAUACAAGUCAGUAUAGCAAAAUAGUUACCGCCAAAGCCAUAUAUUAAAGAAGAACUUUAAAUGUUUGAAUUGCAAUGAAAUUUUCAACAACCUUUUAGAUCAUGAGAAAGUAGUUUGAAACUGAAAUUGAAAGACCUAAACAACAGAGUUGUGCAAGAAUGAUUACGAUAAAAUAUCAACCAUUGAAAGCAUUAUAUUAGCGACAUCUGAGCAGCCAUUAUAGCUAAGGAAAUAUCAGCUAUCAAGUCACCACAUUCAGAGUCCGAGGAAGCAGUAAACCUCAACAAAAUUCUGUGUAACUUUUUCAUAAUAGGAAAUUUGAAAUGAGUAUCGAAGUACAUGCACAUUUUCGGCCGUAAGUUUGUCAGCUUCUCUGAAAAAAAAAUAGAACCUGACAUCUGUAAAAGAUAAUUAUGUAUUUAAUUCCUCGACCGGUAUUUUCAUUUCGAAUUAAUGGCUAUUGCUCAACUCUGUAUUUUAUAGUAAAACUAUAUUUAUUAUAAGUAGUACGUAUUUCCGCGAAUUUGAAAUGUGCCAAAGUGGUGCCAAUUAUACCAAAAGAAAUGCCAAAUUUAUAUUUUACAUUAUUUAAGUUAUGUUAAUCCCAAAGGCCAGUACCUGUAGCAUAAUACUCAUUGAUAAAGCUAUUUUCUUUUUAUAUAGUGGCCUAAUUUAAUAGGAUAUAUACGCGUGACGAUAUCAUUGUUCAUGUAGUUUAUUUAAAUAUGUUUGUAAUUUUGAAUGCAUCUGCAACAGUCAAUGCAAGAAAACUUUGAAUAUAUUCCUAGAUUAACUAAACGUAGCUGUCAUGUGGAGACAAUAUUAUAUAUAUAGAAUACACAGCAAGAAAGCGUAUUCCUAUCAAUACCUACAAUAUUUUUAUGCACUUUGCAACGAACAAUCAGUAUUUAUAACCUCACUGUAGGUUUAAUAGCUAAUUAUCAACGACCAUGGAGAGAAAUUCUGAUGAAUGUUCGACGUAUCUCAUAUUGAUGUCACACAAAUUUAUUCUUCUCUUUCAAAUUUGUUUUAUAGUUUUUUUAUUUAGUCAGAACUUCUUUCUUCUACUCUAAUAUUAGACAAGCUUCUCCAUAAGAGGGCUUUCGAUAUUCUCAAAGCGACAGGUUUGGUACAUAAAUGUAGUCACCGUGACUGCACAUUUAAAUGCUAACUGAAUGAUAACGUCACGUUUGAUAAGCCUCUCUCGUAUUGUAAUAAUAAGAGUUUAGAUAGAUACAAUCUUGCUUAAGUUCCAAGCAUUCCAUAAUACUCCUAUGGGAUCUCUAAUGUGUUUAAAAGCUUUCUUAGUCCAAAGACUAGCGUCUCGUAAGUUGUACAUAGCUGUAAUUGUAAAUAUGUACUGUAUCGAUUAUCUGUAAAUAUGAAUAUUAUAGAGACUAAACAUGCAUGAAAUGAUGUACCCUGCACAAUGAAUGGAGUGACAAUAAUGCAUCUGUUUAUUGAAACACACUUAACAUUAUGAUAAACUUUUAAGAUUACUCGUAUUAUAGUAACUGAUAAAGAAAUUAACUAUACGAUUGUUAUAAUUAUAUCAACCUACACAUUUUGUAUAAAUUAUCAUGUUUCCUUCAUGAAAACUGAUUAGUCAACCUGUAAUUAUUCCGGCACGUUUUAAUAUCUGCAAUAAUAAGCACAUCUCAUUCAAAUACGAAUGUACUUACUUAAUUUAAACUGAUAUAGUUAUUAUGAUUACCGAUUUUUUUUUUCAUCCAAAGUUAUAAUAGAGAAUUUUCAUUACCAUUUGAAUAUCGUUGAGCAGUACCUAACUCGUUAUCCAUUUAAGUUGGUUUCCGUUAGAGUCUCGCUCGACCCAGCAGUAUGUUAGAACAGAAAGUUCCUAAGCUAAAAUACUUUUUAAGAAAUAAUUAUUUUUAUCAUAUAUUUUAUAAAUUGUAAGUAAGUAAAGUUAAUUUAAAGGUUUCUUAUCAACGAAUUACAUAAAUAAAUCAAGCAGUAUAUCACGUGUAAGUUUACAAUCUACAUUCAAAUAUUAAAAUUUUGCAGUAUUUAUAAAUAUGACGCGUAACACUUUGCAUACAAGUUUGCUAGAAUAAUUGUCAUUUAAUAACUUACUCAUUAUAUGUAUUAUAUUUACUUAGUAGGUAACAAAUAGUCACAAAUAUUUUUUGUUCCGUUAAAAUGUAUGAUGAGCUUCAUAUGAGAACAGAUGAGCAAACUUGGAUGGAAUGAGUUAAAUGCGCAGUAAGUGCUUUAUGAAGGGCUAUUCUGCCAGCUUUUUACACUUUAUAAAAUAGUUAAUUGAAAACAUAUGCAGUAUGCCUUUGUGAAAAUGUUUUUUUGGAAGUACUUAAGUACUUAUUCAAAUUAUUUACAUAUGCCACUGACUUAAAUAAUUUAACAAAAUUGAUAUGGUACUUAAUUUAUUCAAAUAUUUCGUUUCAUUUAUAAAAGACUCACAAAAAAAAUAUAAUAACCAACAGAAUAGUGCCAUUCUUAACUUGUACUAAAUAUUGUAGCAUAAUGCUGGUUGUCUGUUUCCUUCAUACAUUUUAAACUAACAGUGUGAAGUGGAGGAGAAAAAAAGGGAAGUGGACUCUGGGCUUUGAUGUUCUAUGGCUGAGGAAGAAACCGGGAAAACCCUCAGAUGAGAGAGGGAGAUAAUAUAACUAACAGUAUUGCUGAUAUUUUUAUAUUCUCCAUGAAAAAAAUACAUAAUACAAAAUAUUGCAUUGCUAAAUUUACUAUUGGAAUAUGGUCUCUGUUUAAUCUAUUUCAUAUUUUAAUAUUAUAAUUUAUUGUAAGUGACUUCCAAAUUAUCAUCGGUGGGCUAGAUAAACCAAAGAUUACCUAUGUUUAAGAUAUGACGAGGGCCCUGUACAAUAUAAUGCUCCUGUCAUAAGUUAUAGUUUAGUUUAAGUUGUGCCAAAAUAUUUUUAAGGUCUCAAUAAUGUUGUAUAAGAAUCGAAAUUUUAUUUUUUACAAAUAAUGGCAUAUGUACUAUGGCAAUGUUUAGUUACUUGUGCAAUAUUGAUAUUGCGGAAAAGUAUUUCUUCCUUUUGUAACAUUUACAAUACAUAGAUAGGUAUAUUUAUAGUGUAAGCAAUAACAGUAAGCCAAUGUGAAUUCCUAUUGCCAUAUAUGUGUUUGUUGUAUAUGGGGGCGGGCUCGUGCUGUGCCCAAAGGUUGAUGAACAUUUGUUAAAAUAAGUACUUUAGAUUGUUAAACUUACCCAUAGAUUAACAUGUGUUAAAAUAUUGCCUAUAUAAAUUAUAGUAAUUCAUUUUACUUGAUAUUAUAAUGUAUAUUGAAUUUAUGAAUAUUAAAAAUAUAUAUUGACAUUUCAAUGCAA
Plodia interpunctella (Indianmeal moth) is the source of this 6180-nucleotide messenger RNA. RefSeq names its product Zn finger homeodomain 1 (gene zfh1). Gene Ontology annotation, biological process: regulation of DNA-templated transcription. The record is from RefSeq and is a predicted model, not a curated record. Bases 18 to 2585 code for a protein of 855 amino acids. Lineage: Eukaryota; Metazoa; Arthropoda; Insecta; Lepidoptera; Pyralidae. The transcript is spliced from 4 exons. Gene Ontology annotation, molecular function: DNA binding; DNA-binding transcription factor activity, RNA polymerase II-specific.